ACAAAAAAGCACACUAAAGCAAUUAAAUCGCCGCAAACAAUUAAAGCCAUAAUUAAUGCAACAAACAGGCGCGCGCGCUGAUUAAUGAAAUCGUGACUGAAAAAAGGUGAAAUAAAUAAAAUAACAAAAACAAACACGAAAUUAAAAGUGCCCUAAUAAACGUCAAUUGAAAGAGCAAUUAACGCGCCACCCGCCAGCGCCAGAACAAGUGAGUGUACGCCGCUUGACACAAAAUGAAUGUGCGAAAUGAGGCGCGACGUUGCUCAUACGUCACGGCGUACGCCGCGUACAAAGAUGCGCCAACCGCCAAUAUUUGCCCAAUGCCGGCGGAGAUUGACGCACAAUGUCCUUGUUAUGGGCGAAGACAAAACCUUGAAUAUGUCGCAAAUGCACGGAUGGACGCUGCAGCAGCAAAAGCAACAACAACAGCUGCAGUAACAACAGCAGCAAGCAGCGCGACAUGCAAUGACGGCAAGAAUGUCGAAUUGACAACGAGGCUACAGGCAAGCAGCCCAAGUCAUAAGAGCGCACCAGCCACUGCAGCAACACACAUACACACACCACACGCCUGCAGCCUUAAUAUGAGACCAGCGCUGCAGUUGCAGCUGCCACUUGCGCCACCGCUGCAUUUGAGCGAUGAGGAAGAGGAUGCGAGUGCUGAUGAGACGAAUGAUGAUGAUGAAGGGCACUGCAGCCUCCAGCAGCAGCACUGCUACCAUCCACAACAACAACAACAAAAACAUAGUAACGACCACAACAGCAACCGCAGCAGCCACAGUUGCCACAGCUCAGCAUCAGACAGUGAUGAAACCGACAUCGGUCUGCAGGCUGUUGCCAGGGCCAAUGACAGCCGCCUGCUAACAGCAUUGACCGCUGCGCCGCAACCAAAUGCCAGCGCAGACAUUGACACCUCCACGCCGUUAGACGACGUAACACAGGCUUCGAGUUUCGAUGAUGACUGCUUUUUGCUGCGGACGCCACCGGCAGCGCAGAAUGAAAUUUUCGUGAACAGAUCGCUGCACUUGGAGAAUAUUAAAUUCUAUGGCUUCGAUAUGGACUACACUUUGGCGGAAUACAAAUCGCCACAAUAUGAACAACUCGGCUUCGAUUUGGCCAAGGAGUGCCUUGUCAAUGACGGUUAUCCCAAAGAGAUUUUACAAUUCGAAUAUGAUCCCUCAUUUCCGGUACGUGGCCUGUGGUUUGACACACUCUACGGCAAUCUCCUGAAAGUGGACGCCUACGGCAAUAUAUUGGUGUGUGUGCGUGGCUUCGAAUUUCUCAAACAUCAUCAAGUAUAUGAAUUGUAUCCUAACAAAUUUUUAAAAUUGGACGAGAAGCGCGUCUAUGUGUUGAACACUUUGUUUAAUCUGCCUGAAACCUAUUUAUUGGCAUGUUUGGUUGAUUUCUUCACCAACAGUUCUGAGUACAUAAGCGAAAAGACUGGUGUCAAGGCGGGCGAGCUCUUCAUGUCCUUCAGGUCGAUUUUCCAGGACGUACGACGUGCCAUCGACUUCGUACACAUAAAGGGCAAUCUUAAACAGAAGACAAUUGAGAACUUGGAUUACUAUGUCAAGAAGGACCCACGCCUGCCCAUGGUGCUGUCGCGUAUACGCGAAUCCGGCGCCAAAGUCUUUUUGCUCACCAACAGCGAAUACAAAUACACUGACAUAUUGAUGUCGUAUUUGUUCGAUUUCGAGCAUGGCGCGCGACCCGACGAACCACACCGCAAUUGGAAGACCUACUUCGAUGUGAUUGUGGUGGAUGCGGCGAAGCCAUUGUUCUUCGGUGAAGGUACCAUACUCCGACAAGUCGAUACAAAGACGGGCGCCUUGAAGAUCGGCACACACAUGGGACCACUGCAGCCGGGCAAAGUGUACUCGGGUGGUUCGUGUGAGGUCUUCACCAAUUUCAUCAAUGCCAAAGGCAAGGAUGUGCUCUACGUUGGUGAUCACAUAUUCGGUGAUAUAUUGAAAUCGAAAAAGAUACGUGGUUGGCGUACAUUCCUGAUUGUGCCCGAACUCGUGCAGGAGCUGCAUGUGUGGACGGACAAGUGUCAGUAUUUUGCAGAGUUGCAGCAUUUGGAUGUGAUGCUCGGUGAUAUGUAUAAAAAUUUGGACUCGAGCGCCAAGGAGAAACCAGAUAUCUCAAAAUUACGCUCCAGCAUACGUGAUGUCACACAUAAAAUGGACAUGGCCUACGGCAUGAUGGGUUCACUCUUCCGUUCCGGUUCACGGCAGACAUUCUUCUCCAGUCAAGUAUCCCGUUAUGCCGAUUUGUAUGCGGCCACCUUCCUCAAUCUCUACUAUUAUCCCUUCUCGUAUAUGUUCCGUGCACCGGCUAUGCUGCUGCCGCACGAAUCGACGGUGACACACGAGCAACGCUUCCACAUGGAGACGCCGUCAAUACAGCGCUCACGCAGCAAGAACGAAAGCGUGGAUGGCGCGUUAAGUACGAUUUCAUCGCCAACCGAGAAGGCGCAGGAGGCCAUAGCGAACAUUGAGCGCACGGAGGGCAAGGAAGAGGAAAUCGAAAAGUUGACCGAGGAAAUUAAGUCCAUGAAUUCAGCCGGUUCAACCAACUCCACAGUGCCACAUACACGUCCGCCAACGCCGCAAACGGUGACGCACACACACGACGAAGACUACUCGGAGGAGGAAUCCGAUCAGUAUCCAAAGUGUUCAUGCCAGCGACAGCAGGACGACACCGACUAGAGUCGGAAAUGUAUUUGGCUGGCAUAACACUAAUUCAAUAUUGACAGUUUGGACGCUGCAGUAAAGCAAAAUGAAAAAAUAAAAUAAAAAUAUAUAUAGGGUGAUGACAAAUGCUGCAGCUUUGAACGCAUUUCUGCGAUCCAUUGUUAUAUGACAGAGAUUUUUCAUUCAAUGCGACGAUUUUAUAAAUGAUUUUCCUUUUUUACACAACCUGAGAAUUUAAUUUGUAAUUGUUUAUUUAGUAUAACUAAUGUACCUUUGUUUUAGUUUCGUACGCAAAACCAUUUUUUUAUGUUAAUUAUAUUGUUUUAGAUAAACCAUAAUUGGAUAAAAUAAAAUAAACAACAUUUAACACAUUUCA
Molecule: messenger RNA, 3072 nt
Organism: Bactrocera dorsalis (oriental fruit fly)
Lineage: Eukaryota; Metazoa; Arthropoda; Insecta; Diptera; Tephritidae
Gene: Nt5b
Product: cytosolic purine 5'-nucleotidase
Exons: 8
Coding region: 234-2711 (825 amino acids)
Molecular function (GO): 5'-nucleotidase activity
Source: RefSeq, a predicted model, not a curated record